GCACAGCGCGAGAGGCGGGCGCCAAGCGCGUGAGUCACUCCGCUCUGCUGGGUUAGGAGCAGGACUUCGCCUCCCGCUUGGGGUCUGCAUUUCAUCUCCAGCUUCAGCCACUCACCCUGAAUACUGGCCCCCUCCUGAGGCUGGACCAGCUGCCUUUCCGUCUAGGUGAGGGCCAGGUUCCCAGGUGAUGCUGAAGCUGCUGGUCCAGGGAUGAUACUUUGUGAACCAAACCACGUGUCUCUGACAUUUUGCGACCUGAAGGUAUUGGUGUUUUCUGGAUUCUGUCCAGUGGAUGUGAUUCCUGCUCUGUAGCUUUCUGAAAGAUUGACAUUGAGCAUCAUUAGUGAAACUCAGCUGCCAUCUGACUGUACACCACAGCAAAGGCUUUGAAGAUCUUUUUCAGUUAAAACGAUAAUGACUUUCUUGGAAUGCAGUCCCAGUGGAGACUGUUUUCUGUGUAGUCUAGAAGAAUACCUAACUACCAUCAGCAAUUCUUCAGAGAACUUAUAGAAACCACUCUACGUCAAACAACUGAGUGACUCUGGGUUGUUCAGGGGGACCUGAAGGAUUGUGUAUAUCAAUUCACCUAGAAGAUUCAGCCACAGCUACUCAGAGCUGCUGCUAAAAUACCAUGUCUAAGAACUCGGAGUUCAUCAAUCUGUCAUUUUUAUUAGAUCAUGAGAAGGAAAUGAUCCUGGGAGUCCUAAAGAGAGAUGAAUAUUUGAAAAAAGUGGAGGACAAGAGAAUAAGGAAGCUUAAAAAUGAACUGUUAGAAGCAAAACGUAGAAGUGGGAAGAUUCAGCAAGAGACCAGCAGAGUCUGUGUUCACUGUCACAGAAACCUGGGCUUAAUAUUUGACCGGGGAGACCCGUGCCAGGCCUGCUCACUGAGAGUGUGCAGCGAGUGUCGGGUCUCAGGCCUUGAUGGCAGCUGGAAGUGCACCGUCUGUGCCAAAGUCGCGCAGCUAAGGAUUGUAACUGGUGAAUGGUUUUUUGAAGAAAAGGCAAAGCGUUUCAAGCAAGUUAAUGUUCUGGGCACUGACGUUGUCCGACAGUCCAUCCUAAGAAGAAGUCCAGGAGCUGAAGAAAUACAAAGCCAAGAGCAAACCCAUCAAGAUGCAGAAAAGUCAGACACUUCACCUUCUGUUGGGCAGAAGGUCAGCCAUGAUGGGCCCAGGAGAAAAGGAUUUCUUCUUAGCAAGUUCAGAUCAGCAACCAGAGGAGAAAUCAUAACUCCAAAAUGUGAAAGUGGGCGGAGCUACAGCUUGGACUUAGAGAGCCAAAAUUUUCAGAGUUUAAAGUCAGCCCCUGGUUCAGACAGGGGAAGCACUGGUUCGUCAGAUCUCAAUGACCAGGAAGCUGGUGCUGCGAUCCCAAAGAGCAGCUGGAACAAUGGUAUGACCCCAGUCGCUCAGAGAUCACCAGCCCCAAGCACACGCAGCACGACCUCAGUCAGCAGUAGAAAGGAACAUGGUUUUGACAAUUCCAUGGAUUUGGCUGCCGUUGAAAGCACCUCUGAGGAUCUCACAAAGUAUCAUCACAGAAACACUUCUGGCACACCUUCCAUAGCAGUGUCUGGGGCCUCCCUCUCCUCAGACCGAAGUCGAUCUGAGUUAGAUUUGAGUGGAUCAUUUACAGAAGACUUAGAGGAUACUGUAAGCAUAAGAAGCAAGUCUGUACCUGGGGCUCUAGACAAAGACUUGGACUCCUUGGAAGAGACUGAAGAAGGCAUUGAUGGCUUAGUAUCCUCCCACUUUUCUACGAACAGCCACAGUCUAGCAAGUGGCCUGUCAACCACCAGCCUUAACAGCAUGAUGAGUGUUUACAGUGAAACAGGAGACUAUGGCAACGUGAAGGUCAGUGGUGAAAUCCUUCUCCACAUCAGCUACUGCUACAAAACUGGCGGGCUCUACAUUGUUGUCAAGAAUUGCAGAAAUCUGGCCAUAGGAGAUGAAAAGAAACAGAGGACAGAUGCUUAUGUCAAGUCAUACCUUCUUCCUGACAAGUCCAGAAACAAUAAGCGCAAGACCAAAAUCAGAACAGGCACCAAUCCAGAAUUCAACGAAACACUAAAGUACACCAUCAGCCAUACCCAGCUGGAAACAAGAACUCUGCAGCUCUCAGUCUGGCAUUAUGAUCGAUUUGGACAUAACAGCUUCCUUGGGGAGGUGGAGAUUCCUUUUGACUCAUGGAACUUUGAAAAUCCAAGUGAUGAGUGGUUUGUGCUUCAGCCCAAGGUGGAGUUGGCUGCUGACAUUGGCCUUCAGUACAAAGGAGAGCUGACCAUUGUUUUACGUUACAUUCCCCCAGAGAAGAACCUGAUGUUUCCACUAGGACAACUUCAAGGAAAGAAGACCUUUAAAAGGGGAAAGAAGAACGAGUCUGCUGUAAUCUCUGGAGGAAUAUUGGAAGUGUUCAUCAAAGAGGCAAAGAAUUUGACAGCAGUGAAGUCAGGAGGCACUUCUGAUAGCUUUGUGAAGGGCUACCUGCUCCCUGAUGAUAGCAAAGCCACCAAGCACAAAACUCUGGUAAUAAAAAAGAGUGUUAACCCUCAGUGGAAUCAUACUUUCAUGUUCAGUGGCCUGCACCCCCAGGAUAUAAAGAAUGUUUGCCUAGAACUUACCGUCUGGGACAAGGAGGCCUUUUCCAGCAACAUCUUUCUGGGAGGAGUUCGUUUGAAUUCUGGAAGCGGUGUGAGCCGUGGGAAGAAUGUGGAUUGGAUGGACUCUCACGGGGAAGAGCAGCGCCUUUGGCAGAAGAUGGCUGACAAUCCUGGGACUCCCGUAGAGGGUGUUCUCAUGCUCCGGUCCAGCAUGGGGAAGUGUAGGCUCUGAAGGUACCGGUUCUGUCUGGCUGCCAUUUCCUACCAGUAGCAGGCUUGGGACCUGGGAUUCUCCUUCCCUGCCAUUUCUCACCUGAGGGUAUUUGGACAUGAGGAGAGAGAUGUCAGUGUUAUGAACAUUUAGGGUCUUUCUGAGUGUCUAAAAAAGCAUGUACCUCUAUAUGUCCAUGGGCCAGGGCCUUCUUGAUUGGAUGAUAGAAAGUGUACCACACUGUCCUGUCAACAAGCAAAUUGUGCAAUGAUUCAUAGGCUUUAUACCAUAAGAGAAGUGGCAAAAGCUUAUUUGAAACUACAGUUGAGAUUGGGGGGGGGUCCCCAAACUUUUUCUAAUUAUGAGUUACUUUAGGUUUCCUGAAAUGGUUUGAGGGAAAAGGGGGCCACUCAAAAUGAAGAUCACUUGAAGAGUAAGAAGAAGGGAUACUGGCUACCCUUUCCUCAUCCUGGGAAUCCCCAUGAUCCAAAGAAAGCAUUGUAGGGGUUGUUGCUGGGGCAAGGGGAUGGCCCUGUUAUUGUAGCAAACUUGUGGAUUAACCAGGUAAAUUUUCAAGAUGAACUGACAGGUUUUUCUAUGGUGACUAUUUAAUUUAUAAUCCUAAUCAGCCCACUUUUGAGAGUAAAAAGAGCUAAAUCAUUACAACAGAUGUAAAUCAGGAUUGACCUUGGAAAAUUGGAAUGUAUGCUCACCCUAGUUAUGACCUACCUAUUAGAGAGCUCUGUUGUUUACAUUUAUUUUAUAAAAUGUUCUAAGCCAUUAAGUAAAAGGAAAUAAGAAAUAAUGUACAUAUUGAGCCCCUGCUUGUGUCAUGUCUACUGAUAUCCCAUUAAUCAAAGGAAGUCACAUGGCCAAACCCAAAAUUAAGAGGCAAGGAAAUACAGUCUGCUCAUAAUGAAGCCAUGGCAAGAAUGAGGAUGCAGGAAGAGAUGAAGAAUUGUGGCCAGUAGUUCAAUCUACCAUACCUUCUGUCACCUGGAAUUCCAGAUGCUUUAGCCACCAAACUUAGAUGGGAAGUCAGUUAAAGCUGAAAGGGAAGGGACCCCUCAGGCCUAGUUCCUCAUUUUGCAGAUUCCAAAUCUGAAGCCCAGAGAGCUGAAAUGACUUGCCCAAGAUCAUAUAGAGGCUGUAACUGUAUCCAAACUUAAAUCCAGGGUGUGAAUCCUAGGCCAGUGUUCUUUUCACUGUAGUCCUUGGCAUGAUCCUAUGCUUAUCAGGGUAGACAAGAGGAUGUAGAUCAAGGAAGGUGGAGCAGAGUCUGAUUCUUUAAGUAUGAACAUACCUAACCCAGUCUUCUUCUGGAGUCGUAUUCUAGUGGCUCAGCUCAUAUUUUUCACUUGAAUUUCUAUAAAAUUCUUAAAAGUAUAGAAAGUGAAUUUUAGUAGUAGGAAAGCUAGAAUCAUCUUCAGGCUUGUUCUAGCUAAUUGUUCCAUAUUCUAAAUUUCUUCUUGAAUGUUGAAAAUGGAUUUAAGAAUAUAUUUAGCACUAUUCUUAGAGAAUAAGCAAUCCAUUUUCAAUAUUAUUCAAAAAUAGGCUAUCUAAUUCUAGAAGAUUGAAUUUAUUGGUCUAGCGUAGCUUAGUACAUAUGGUACGUUUUUUUAAAACUCACACCCCUAUCCCUAUGUUGCCCUCCUUAAAAACAGGAAACAAAAAGAGUAAGAUCAUCACUGCUUACUAUAUUGGAAUAAUAAAUUGUCUUCAGACUUGAUGUGACUCAUUCUGUCUUCAACGGCAUUUUUAGGAGAGGUGAGAGGAUGGUGAUGAUGAAGUCUGAAGUCAUCAAUAAAGUAGACAAAAUAUUAUUUAUUCACUAAUAAUAAAAGUGGCAAAAUCCAAAAUUUAUAACUUGAACUCAAGACGAGCAUGAACUUUAUGUGUUCAGACCUUUGCCACAAUUAGAGCAAUUCUCUGUAUCAUGGUUUCAUAAAAUCCAACAUCUAACUGGGUAUUUUCAUAACACAAAAGCCAGGUAUGCAGAAGUCUAUCAGAAACCUGUUAGUGUUGCUCUCAGAAAUAAAAGGUAAAUUGAUCUUUAGGUCACUCUUUCUUUUUUCACUAAGUAUGGUGUAGAAGUACAAAGAAUAUUUUUAAAUAUAGGUAAUAUGUGUGAAUGGCACAAAAUUCAAAUAGUUCAAAAUUGUGAAAAGUCAGUCUUCUUUCCUCCUCUUCCAUAUCAGAAUAUAUUGGCAUCCUCAUUCUUUUUUAUAGCUACAGGGUAUUACAUUACAGGGAUAUAUCAAAUUUAUUUAACCAGGCCUGUCAAAUGCCACAUUAAAUGUGGUUAACUAAGAUAUCUAUGUUUGGUGGCUUUUCUAAGCAAUCUUUUCUUUCAAAAAUAAACAUUAUGACAUUCAAAAUGAGAGGUAUAUAUUACACUUUGGGGAAUUCUGCAGCGAUAGAUACCUAUGUGAGAAAUGAGUACAUACAAAGGUAUUUGUUGCAAAAGAUUGGAAACAACCCAAAAGCCCAUCAAUAGGGGCCUGCUGUAAUAUCAAAUAUGCCUCAUUUUUCUGUUUCAUUAGUUGUUUCCUCUCCUCUGACUUGGCUCGUUCUCCACAUUUGUUAAACAUUGGGUUCUUGGGUGCUUGUUCUUUCUUUUCACCACAUUUUAUACAACUUCUCAGGCCUUACUAUAUACUGUACUCUCAUGAUUUUAUGACCAUUUACAUGCUUAUAACUUCAAACUCACAUCUCCAACCCAUACCCUUCUUCUCAGCCCCAGACCCAGAUCCAACUGCCUAUCUGAUAUCUUCACCAGGGUAGCUCAUGUUUUCAACAUAUUCAAAACUGAACUCUUCAUUCCACCCUCUCCCUUGCACCUAUGUCUUUCUCCUCUGGUACAUGCUGUCUCAGUACCUGGUACCAUCAUCUACCCAGUUACACUCACUAGACACUGGGUAGUGAUCUUUGAUUUAUGCCUCUCCCUUACCCUGAGACACAAUCAAUCAGGAACUCAUAUUGAUUCUACCUUCUAAAUAUCUCGAAAGCCUGUCCAAUUCUUGCCAUCUCCCUGCCACCACCCUAGUCCAAGCCACCAUCACUCCUCUCGAUGAUUAGUAUAAGACUCCUAGCUUCUAUUUAUGCAGCCACUCUUUCCCUCCCUCAGUCCAUUCUCCAUACUAUGGCCAGAUUUUCUGAACAUGUUAUUUUAAAAUGUUCAAACAUACAGAAAAGUUGAAAUAAUUUUACAGUGAACACCCUUAUACCCACCACCUAAAUUCAGCUUCUACCAUUAGCUAUACUUGCUUAUUAUUAUCUGUCCACCCUCAAGGUGAUCUUUUAAAAAAUGCAAAUCUGAUCAUGCUUUAAAACCCUCUGUGGCUUUCCAUUGCCCUGAGAAUAAAAUCCAAAUUCUUGCCCACGGCCUGCAAGGCCCUGCAUAAGAUGGUUGCUGCCUCCUCUCCUGUUUGUCCCAGGCCAUGCCUCCCCUUCCCUUCUCAUUAGCCACACAGUGCAUUUUUCUGCUUCUCAAUUGUGCCAGGCUCUAUCCCAUCUCAUGGCUUUUGCAAGGAAUCUUCUUGCUCCUUCUCCUCAUUGGCCUGAUUUCCAUUAAUCAUCUAGGUCUUGAAUGUUACCUGCUCAGGGAAACCUCCCUUGAUCACCCUCUGCCUGCAAUAGCUAGGUCACAAUAGCCUGCCUCUAUUUCCCCUUCACUGCACACAUCACAAUUAUAACACAUUAUUCAUGUAAUGAGUCCUUUAGUGCCUGUGUUCAUUCCCUCUCUGCCAUAUCCCUAGAAUGUAAGAUUCGUAAGGGCAGAGACAACAUUUAUAUUUUUUUGCAGCUACAUCCCCCGUGCUUAGUUCAGAGUGGGUAAUUAAAAAAAUAUCUGUGGAAUAAGUGAAAAUGAAAAAAAAAAAAGUAACGUCAUAGAGUGUUAGAGCAGUAGGCAUCUUUAGAGACCACUGUUUCUAACUUCCAAUUAACAGAUGAGGAAACCGGGGCCCACACAGAUCAAGAAAAAUCUCUGAAUAUGCUUAAUGAUUGGUCUUUUAAAAGUAACCCUUCUAUAAGUACUGUAGUUACAACCCUAGACAGUUCAUCCCAGUCUGUCUUGGCAUAGAUAAAAGCACAGAGUGUGCUCUCCAGCCCAGCAUAUCAGCUUCUCAGAAGAAGAGACGAUGGCCUUGCCUGGAGCAUCCUGCUCCUUGUUUGGAGACCUCAGCCCUCAGUUUUCCCUCUGUUGAAUCAGACAAGUUGUAAAGGGAUAUGAGCCAGCUUAAAAGCCUGACUUUAUCCAUUCAGUUUGUAAAUAGCACUUGCAGGACACAUGGAAGAUUCAACUUAUCAGCUCUUCUUUCACAUGUGUUGUUACUGUCACUGGAAUCAUCAGCAUGUAGAUUUUCCAGGUCACAAAACCACCAAAAACAAAGAUAUUUUGAGGGGACUUCAUAUUCUUGGCCUCCUCUUCCUUAAGAAAUUUACACAAAUAUAGGACCAAUGAUCGUUAAAUACAUAAGGUAACUAAUGGAAGAAUUGAGCCCACCUGAUUCACAGUAGUAUUAGUCUCAUCAUUACCUGCUACCCCAAGGCUUGUAUUUGGUGGGGGAGGAGAGAGCUGUGGAAGAAAUGAGGGCAAACUCCACUUUUAGAAGCAAACAGGAUCAAAAUAUAAAGUCCCAGAAGCAUUUCCGAGUGAAAGCCUAUGGCAUUUGGGGCUGUGAUCAAUGUUUUUUCUUCCGUGUAGAUAUAUCACAUUAAACUGAGCAUUGCCUUUAGAAGUUAACGGAAGGGCUUUCCUCCUACAAUGGUAUCAUUUGUGGCCUCUGAAAUUAAAGAAAAGAAAUAGGAGGGGGAAGUCUACACAGAAAAAACUAUAACAAAAAUUAGAUCUGGAAAGAUCUGAACAAUAGCCAUGGAAAUUGAGCCACAUCAAGGAUUCCAAAGGAUUAUCUGAAUCAUCUGGAGUGUGAAUUUAAUACAUUGAUUCCAGAGCAUUACUCCAAACCUACUGAACAAAAUCUCCAGAAAUCUCCAUCAUUUUAUCAAGCUUCUUGGGUGACUCUAAUACAAGUGGACCACAGUUUGAGAAACACUGCAUUAGAGGGCAAAUUAUCUUGACUGUGUUAUUUGGGCCAACUCUACGUCAUGAUGGCAGAUUGGAUUUGGCUAACCUGGACAUUAUUAAUUGCAAGGCAACCAUAGUGAGGUGGAAGGAGCCUAACCUUGGACUCAGAUGACAUUAGCUCAAGUCUUGUCUACUUACCAAUCAUGUGACCUCAGUCAAGUUAAUUAUCCAAUCCAGGCCUUGAUCUAUUUGCCUGUAAAAUAGGAAUAAUCAGGCUACCUUGGAGUAAUUGAAAAUAUCAAUGAGGUAAUAUAUGUAAACAUGCUUUGUAAAUUUUAACCCACUGUGGGAGAAAAAAAGGUCAUUAUUAGUGAGCUAGUUAUAGCACUCUGUAGUUCAUAAUCUCUUAGGCCCCUCUUUUCUUGGAUGCUUGGUUAGGUCUUAAUCAUUCUAUGUACAAUAAAGUGGUCUCCAGUGUACAGAAAAAAUACGAAAAAAAAACCCACCUUAUUUUGUGCUGUGUUACCCAUUGCGGGUGAUAGUAAUUUAUUUAUUCUUAGGCUGGAAUUUCCUACUUCGUCUGAUUAGAUAAUAAAUAUUGCAAAAAGUGUUUAAUUUGAUGGAGAGAAAAACUGUGGUCAGUUUUUUGUUAAUAGGUUGUGGAACCUGCAAACCAACCAUCUUUCCACUCCUUUCCUUAACACCCUCUUCCAGUGUAAUGACCAUCUCUUUCUAUGGCCCAUUGCCUAUCCCCCAUGUCAGGGAGAUCACACCUGCCUUCCUCACAGGGAUGUUGUUCAGAAUCAUGCCUUUUAUCUACAGAAGGAAAUUUACCAUUCCGUCAAAACAAAUUCCAUAGAAAUACAUUGUCAUUAUGUACAUUAUGAAACAUUACUAUUUUCAUUAUGAGGAAUGCGUAGUGCUUUAAUGCUUAGCAGUUGUACCUCAUUUACCUCACUAGGGUUCAUCAAACUAUUCUGGUAGAGGAUUCCUUUCAUAUUUGGAAAGGGAAGUAGAAUAUUUAGUGAGUAUUGCCUAUAAAUUGACAAAACACUCAUUUAAUGUAGUAGAUCAUAUUUUUCUCUCCAGUAUUUCAGCACAAGAGGAAAUUUGUACUUUCUUUUUCCUCUGAUUGAAGGAGAAAUUAAUACAACAAGCAAACAAAAUAUUUCAUUAUAAUAGUUAAAGCAGAAGUUUAAAUCAUUGGUAGUUGCUCAAGAAAUAAUGUCUCCUUAUAGAAGAGCAGAGAACUAGAUAUGUGUUUGACUCUAUAUAUUUUCUUUUUACCUCUUUAUUGUUUGAUACACUUAUUUGGGGGAAGGAAUCUGAUUGCUCUUUCCAAUCAUUUUUUUCUGUUUAGCCAAAGGUUCAUUUAUCUUUAAGAAGUUGAAACUUCUUUGUGCAAACCCAUGGGAAUUGAUGAGUCCCAACAAUAAAACUUUUUAAAUCUUUCUCAUUUGGAAACAAGUAAGGAAGGGAGCCAUUCCAUUACAAAGCAGUUUAUGUCAAUUAUUUAUGGUUGAACUAUAGUUGGAGUGAUUGGGGGUUGGGAGUAUAUUUUCUUUUCCAUCCUUUCCUAGUAUUCCUUAUUCAUAAACAGGCAUUUUUGUGUGUGUGUGAGGAAGACCAGCCCUGAGCUAACAUCUAAUGCCAAUCCUCCUCUUUUUUUGCUGAGGAAGACUGGCCCUGGGCUAACAUCCAUGCCCAUCUUCCUCUACUUUAUAUGGGACACCGCCACAGCAUGGCUUAACAAGCAGUACGUCACUGCACGCCCGGGAUCCGAACCGGGGAACCCCGGGCCGCUGCAGCAGAGCGCACGCACUUAACCGCUUGCGCCACUGGGCCGGCCCCAUAAACGGGCAUUUUAGAAGAAAGAUCAUUGGCUUUCAGUUGAUGUGAAGAAAGAGAUGUCUAGACUUGCCUGAAUCUUCUUGCCUUUGCCCUUUUAAUUAAUUUGUCCUCCUUAAUUCCUAGAUGUCUUCUUACAUUGUCCCUCUGGCUGAUGGAGUGCACACCAGAACUGUUCUUAAUUCUUUUUUCCACAUGGAUUAAUGAAAAUAUUAUUAUUAAUUUUCAGCUCUUUCUUGUCACUUCCGCCCCCAGCUCUGUUACAGUCAUUUGCUUGAAAAGUAUCUGAAUGCACAGAACCAGUUUGGG
Molecule: messenger RNA, 9998 nt
Organism: Diceros bicornis minor
Lineage: Eukaryota; Metazoa; Chordata; Mammalia; Perissodactyla; Rhinocerotidae
Gene: SYTL5
Product: synaptotagmin like 5
Exons: 18
Coding region: 632-2833 (733 amino acids)
Biological process (GO): exocytosis; intracellular protein transport
Cellular component (GO): exocytic vesicle; plasma membrane
Molecular function (GO): phospholipid binding; small GTPase binding; neurexin family protein binding
Source: RefSeq, a predicted model, not a curated record